Molecule: messenger RNA, 207 nt
Organism: Heterostelium album PN500
Lineage: Eukaryota; Evosea; Eumycetozoa; Acytosteliales; Acytosteliaceae
Exons: 3
Coding region: 1-207 (68 amino acids)
Source: RefSeq, a predicted model, not a curated record
AUGUAUAGUUAUUUUUGUUUACAAAGUUUUGAAUAUAUUCUUUAUAUGUGUGGUGUUCUUAUUGGUAUUGUUUGCAGUGGUGAUCGUAGUAAUAGUGGUGGUGGUGGUGUGGUGUGGUGGUCAGUCGACACUAGUGAAAUGAAAAUAACUUCAAUCAUCUUAUUUGAUUGGACAAUAAUUGGAUGGUGUUCAUUUAAAUCAGAUUAA